This is a messenger RNA of Amoebophrya sp. A25, 1730 nucleotides long. The record is from the annotation of a GenBank genome assembly. NCBI's taxonomy places the organism in Eukaryota, Dinophyceae, Syndiniales, Amoebophryaceae.
AGGCCAUGGCCAAACAUCAUUUCCCUGACCCACCCACGACAUUUUUCCCUUUGUAUAAUUUUUCCCCGGCCUCUACCUGCUUAGAAAAUGUGUUUGUGACCUCAGCGCUCAGCCUUGUUGUAACUAUGAAAAAUAUGACAGAGUUUACUAUGUGCUACUAGUUCAUUAUUUUCGUUCUGCUUUGGGUAAUGGAAGUUUGAAGUUCUUCUUCUGGACGUCUUCAGUUUCAGAUGACCAGUCAAAAUCAUCAUAUUUAGACAUCAGAUUAACAUCUUAAUCAUUAGAUUAUCUGCAAGAUGUUUGAGAAGUGGGCUGACAGCGACGGUUCCUCCGAUGAUGACAUGCUGGUCAUCUCAAAGCCCGCUGCGCCGAAGCCAGGAGGACAAGGCAAGCAGCCGCUCUCGUCAUGGGACCCCAUGUCAAAAGUUGACAGGCUUGCCGCGAGAAGGAAAGCCGAAGAAGAGAAGAAACGGGCAGCUAUAAUCGGUUCAGACGACGAUAAAUCAUCUGAUGAGGAGCGUGCGAAACGGCGGAAAAAAGGCACAGGGAAAGGCAAAGGAGGUGCUUUCAACCUUUUUGACUCAGCACCAGAGCAGACGAAAAAGGCGUCCUCAGGUCUGCUGAGCUUUCUUCCUCCGCCGAAAACUGCUGGAAGUAACGUGAUUGCAGUAAAGGCGAAAACGUCGGCAAAUGGUAGCUCAUCGAGUGCAGCAACUGCGGCAGGUGGAGCUGCCGCUGCGUCAACUGCACCCUCAUCUGUGGGUGCUUCAGGGGGCUUUCCAUCGUCAUCGUCAGCCCAGGGCAUCAAUAGGAUACUGCCGACCGGUAUGCUGUCGAGAAAAAAAGCAAAUUCUACUAGCGUUUGCGCGACUGCCAGUGCCAAGGUAGCGGCUAGAAAUAUAUCUAGAGGACCUGCAGACUAUGAUGACAGUAGCGACGAAGACGCUGGCGGUGACGAAAAAGCAAUGUUCACGACAAAAGAGAUAGAUUACUCGAAAUAUGCAAAGCCGUCAGGAAGCAGCUCUGCUGCUGGUACACAAUUUCAAUUGAUCGUGAUUAGAUCAUUUAUCUUGUUCCUCGAUCUAGGACGGUACUAGAACUACGGCAAGAACAAGACUUCAACCUAAUAUUAGAGCUAUUGACGUGACUACGUAAUUGUACUAAUUCUACAGCAUCCACUACUACGUAGCUCGAAUUACACAAUGAACAAAACCCCAUCCCUAACCUUCUACACAGGUAGCGAUAGCGUAGCUGCGCCAGAUCUUUCAAAUGCAGCAACGAGCUCUUCGGCAGGAGUUCUUGAAGGCAAUCUUUAUGUGGACCCUGCAAAAUUAAAGGCCGAAUUCUUGGCUCAGUACGGAGGUGCCGAAAACCUUUCGAAGCAGGAGCUCCGGGAUCUCGAGGAGGCGUUCGAAAUGCAACAACGCGGCGGCGCCGUCAAGACGCUCGACGCGUCUGAGCUGUACAACGAGAAGUGGCUGGAAAGCAAUCCGGCCUACAUGGUUGAACUGCUCGAAAAGCGCGAUUCUGAGCGGGCAAACGACGCAAACAGCCUCGUCGGAUACCAAGUGCAAGCGGGAAGUACGACACAAGUCACGUCGACUCAAAAGCGGAAACAUCAGAUCACGUAUCUGGCAGCGAAAGCGCGCGCCACACAGCAAGAAGUCUCAGCAGCAUUCGGCUCAGGGCAUAGCGUGCGCAAUGAAGCCGGACAGAAGUACGGAUGGUGA